GGGGCCGCGCCGCUCCGCCCGGCCUCCUCCGCUCCGCGCAGCUCCGCGCCCCGUGCCGCCGGCAGAGCCGGCCGGGCGGCGGAGCCGCGGCUCGAACCGGCAUGGGGACCUUAGGGAAAAGAAGAGAAAAUCAGCAAUCUGCUCAAGCAUGCAGCACUGCCCCUGAAUCAGCACUGGAGCUAAAGCAGACCAGUCACUGUCCCAGCCUCUCAAAUCAUACUCAGGUCAUGAUGGUGCCAUUGGGGCAUCUAGCCAAAGGAGCCACUUUGGAAGAUCUUCUUGAAACCUGCAUUCAGUCUUUUGAUUUAGAAGGAAAUGCAUAUCAAAACAACCAGCUGCUAAAGAUAAUUCUUGCCAUGCAUCAGUUUAUCAUCUCCUCUGCAGACAUGCUUCAGAAACUCAUUGAUCUCUAUCUUAAUGCUUUAGAAAAUAACUCUUCCAUGCUGUGUGUAAAGAUAUGCUAUUUUGUGAGGUAUUGGAUUACAGAGUUCUGGAUUAUGUUCAAAAUGGACUCUAAACUAUCCACAACUAUGGAGGAAUUUCAAGAGCUGGUUAGAGCUAAUGGUGAGGAGUUACACUGUCGUCUAAUUGACACAUCUCAAAUCAAUUCUAGGGAUUGGUCUAGAAAGCUGACACAGCGUGUAAAGGCCAACACCAGUAAGAAACGGAAAGUCUCGCUUCUCUUUGAUCACCUUGAGCCAGAGGAGCUGUCAGACCACCUUACCUAUCUUGAAUUUAAGUCUUUCAGAAGAAUAACAUUCUCAGAUUAUCAGAACUACAUUGUGAAUAGUUGUGUGAAAGAGAAUCCAACAAUGGAAAGAUCAAUUUCUCUUUGCAAUGGUAUCUCUCAGUGGGUGCAGCUAAUGGUCCUCAGCAGACCAACACCACAGCUUCGGGCUGAAGUGUUUAUCAAGUUCAUUCAUGUUGCACAGAAGCUCCACCAGCUGCAGAAUUUCAAUACAUUAAUGGCAGUGAUAGGAGGUCUCUGUCACAGUUCCAUUUCCAGGCUUAAGGAAACAAGCUCAUGUGUUCCUCAUGAUGUAAUUAAGGUGUUUAAUGAAAUGACAGAACUGCUUUCAUCCUACAGAAAUUAUGAUAGUUACCGACGGGCCUAUAACGAGUGCAGUAACUUUAAGAUCCCAAUCCUUGGGGUCCACCUGAAAGACUUGAUAUCACUUUAUGAGGGCAUGCCGGACUACUUGGAGGACAAAAAAAUUAACAUAUACAAACUAUACUCCUUGUAUAACCACAUAAAUGAGUUGAUACAACUCCAGGAAAUGCCACUUCCCCUGGAGGCUAAUAUGGACCUUGUUCAUUUGCUUACACUGUCCCUUGACCUUUACUACACAGAAGAUGAAAUUUAUGAGCUUUCAUAUGCACGAGAGCCACGAAGUCACCGAGCUGCUCCUUUGACACCCUGCAAACCACCAGUAGUUGCAGACUGGGCCUCAGGAGUGGCUCCAAAACCUGAUCCAAAAACCAUCAGCAAACAUGUUCAGAGGAUGGUAGAUUCUGUCUUCAAAAAUUAUGACCAUGAUCAGGACGGAUAUAUCUCCCAGGAAGAAUUUGAAAAGAUAGCUGCCAGUUUUCCAUUCUCAUUUUGUGUAAUGGCAAAGGACUGGGAAGGUCUGAUUAGCAGGGAUGAAAUAACAGCUUACUUUAUGAGGGCUAGCUCAAUCUAUUCCAAAUUAGGACUUGGCUUUGCUCACAACUUCCAAGAGACCACUUACUUAAGGCCUACUUUCUGUGACAACUGUGCUGGAUUUCUAUGGGGAGUCAUUAAACAAGGAUACAGAUGCAAAGACUGCGGAAUGAACUGUCACAAGCAGUGCAAAGACCUGGUGGUGAUAGAGUGCAAGAGAAGACCCAAAACUUCAGUUGCAGACAGCAGCCCAACAUCUGCUCUUGCAUCAAGCCUCUGCCCAGUAGGAGUAAAAGAGCAAUUCCAUGGACAAGAAGAAGGAUCAUUCACCUUUCCUAACGGGGAAGUAGUGGAACACAGUGAAGGCAGCAAGGACCGAACCAUUAUGCUCAUGGGUUCCUCGGCUCAGAAAAUCUCAGUGAGACUGAAACCUGCUGUGGUUCAUAAAGGUACACAGACUGAUCCUGUACUGCUGGCUGGUGAUGUAUCUCGUAAGCGGAGAGAGAAGAAAGAACAUAGGAUGCCAGAAAAUCCUUAUCUCCAGACAACUCCACUAUCCACAUUUCCAAGCCCACUUCUAGGCCGCAAAAAGGCAUUUGUUAAAUGGGAAAACAAGGACUCCAGCCAGAAAAUGAAGGAGGAGCAUCACAGCUGUAAACCCUCAUACCAGGAACUUGAGCAGGAAAGAAAUAUUCUAAAGGCAGACAAUGAAGGUUUGAAGAUCCAACUGGAACAGGCACAUAAAAAAAUUGAAUCUCUCACAAUCCAGAGAAGAAACCACGUAGUUGACAGUCUACAACACAGAGACUGCUCCUAGCAGAUGAAAAUCUUCUGCAGAAGAAUGUAAGACUGAAGGAGGGGCUAUGAUAAAGCUGCUUUACCAAGUGAACUGGAGAGAGAGUCUGAAGGAUGUUAAGCAGAAAUGUUCUCUUCACUCAACACAUUUCCCUAUUAAACAUACAUUCCUAAACACAAAAAUCCAUUCCUUUGACUUUUUAAGGUAAUUUAGCAUUAUUUGUGCAAUGAAAAUAGUACCUUCUGGGUUUGCUUUUAAAAGGAGUGCGAGUGUUGCUGAAGUCCCUGUUCAUGUUGAAGACCACGUGGAUUCCCCAGUGACUUGGCUGCCAGCAGCACACCUUAAAUCUACAAGUGUUCUGACAAAGUAGCUGUUCAUAAGACUGUGUCACCUCAAAUUUAGCCCAAAAUCAGUUUUGUAGAAAAGAAAUGUUCAAUAAAGCUGAGGAAGUAAAGCUGUAGAAAUACUACAUUAAGAGAAACAGCUCCUUCUCACCGGGGCUGAAACCAAUUAAAAUCAUGAACUGUCACCUUUAUUUCCAAAGCUUAACAAGAACAUUAAAAUAAGUAGUUAAGCUAAUGAUAUUUGAUUGAGUCUUAAACUUUAAGAUAAACUGACAAUUUUUUUAAACCUCUUUCAGAGCUUUAGAAGUUCUGCUGCUCAAACACUUACCUUUAUUAAGGUAAAAUAACUGAGACUAGAGACUCAACAUUGAAUACUGCUUCCAUUUUUGCAUUCCGUGCCAUGACUUGGAACACUUAGUCCUACUUAUUUGGCUUAAGGGAUAAGUUCUUGUCCCCAUACAGUUGAUAUGGGACAAGGCUGAUUAUUUUUCUCUCAUGUCAAAGUGGAUGCCAUGGUUGAGUAGAACCUUUAGAGCCAUAAUACAAGUGAAACUGUAGAGUAAUCCCAGUGCAACAGCUACUGUAUUCCAGAGCUCCUAACAAGGUUUCUCCAUUUUCUCUCUCCUAGAUUUCACAUGCACUUUACAUAGAGUCAAGAUGAAGUGUGCUCUUAUGUCUGUAAAUUUUGUAUAGUAAAAGGUGUGAGGGAAGUAAUUUAAAGAUGCAGUGUACAUAUUGUUAAGAAACAACAAAAGUGUCUUUCAAGUUACUGAUAAAUCUACUUGUCAGAACAGCCAAAUUUAAAAUUGCAUUUGCAUUUCAAGAGAAUCUGUACACUUACAGUUGUAUAAAACUUGCUUGCAUUUAUCAGAGAUUUGUCAUCACACGUAUAAGCAUCAGAAACAAAGUCCACUUAAUGCUCCUCAAAACUCCUGUUACCAAGUCCUUCAUAGAUAAAAAUUUAGUCAACCUAUAACAAUAGCAUGUGUGCUUUGUGUUCAAAUGUAUAAUAUGUAUAAAUAUACAUUCCAUUCACAAUUUACAGUCACAAUUAAGUACAUGAAUGCUGCAUUUAUAAAGAAAGUUAAUUUGAAACUACCUGCCAGUUUAGUGAUUCUUGAUCUGAAGAGACUGGAUUGUGCUUGCAACUCCAUGUAUAAGUAAAAACAAAUGGAUGGAAAGAGUAGUAGUAGUAGAUUUUCUGUUACAUUACUGUAAAUAACUGAAAUGCAUAGGAAAAAAACCAGAAGCUCUGAAGAUUGUGCAGCUUUUUCCUUUCCUCAUACACUAAACCUGAACUAUUAACAGUAACAUGGAAUUGCACUUUGAUCAGUAAAGCAAUCAGAAUGGCUUUCAGGUCAUGCCUGCAAACUUGGUUUGCCCAUUUUCUGUAAGUUUCUUGAUUUUGUCCUCUAAUUCAGGGAACUACACCAAGGUGUAUUUCUAAUAGGCAUUUAGCAAAUAAAAGUCUCUUUCUGCAAUAAUUAAAUGAGAUAAAAGUUGAAUAUAUUUUCACAUAUUUCAAAAAUACUCCAAAAGAGCAGAUAAGACUCAUAAAACUUGUGCAGCCAAGGUAAAUGUUCACUUGUGGUCUAAACUCUAGAUUCUAAUUGAAUUCUUGUGUAUGCAUAUACUUUGUCUAUGAUUGAAGGUGGAGAUCAUGAACAAAACCUCUUGUUUAAAAGAAAAAUUCUCUAACAUCAGCAGCUGACCCAAAGGCUACUGUGUAACUAGGUAGAGUAUUUAAUACUCAAAAUUGAGUUAUGACCAUAGACUUGUACAGUCUUAAGUGCUAACGAUGUUUUUCCAUUGUCUUCUUGUUCAGUCUGAAUAACUUAAAGAGAUCUGUCUGCAGGAAUGUCUUAGAAAACAAGUGUGCUGAAAAAUUCCUGCUGCAAAAAAGUCAGCUGAUAUCUGGAGAAUUUCAGAGCUCUCUAAGUACCUUCAGGCUCUCUGUUUGCCCAAAGCCAUUUACAGUUUUUUCUCCCUCUCUUGUAUUUUUUUUUAAAUGGUGUGAGUCCUUUCUUUUGAGACUUCCUUUUUCCUGCAUGAAGGACUAAUAGUGGAACCUAACCACAGGGAAACUGUUAAAACUGACAAAGCUACCAACAAAAAUCACUUGCAUUGGUGUUAAUCUUCAAGGUGCUUUAUGUUAGGAAAAAAGAUACAAUUAAAAGUGCUGUUUAAAAGUCAUGGUAGCAAACACUGAUACUGAAAUUUAUCUUGUCAUGGCUAAUUUAAAUGAAAAACUCACCUUUUUCCUUCUCUAGGUUCAGCUGCACAUACAAGAAGACAGAAAGAACAAGCACCAGUCCCCCAUCCCUCAUUUACUUUUUAGGUGUGCAUUCUGGUAAUUUAAAGUAAAUAGAUUGAGUAAUACUACAAUUAACAAGGCAGGGCUACUGUUCAUAUUCAGGUUAAACACAACCACUUUUACAUUAGCUUAUAUAUGUUUUUGGAACUAUGUGUUUGUUCAGUAGCAUCUGUUAUUUUGUUAUAAUUGAUCUCUGUGGCAACUAGAAAAAUUUAAAAUGCUGUCUGAGAAGACUGAAAAUGUACAGAUUGUAAAGAUUUUAUAUAAAGUGUAAGAUUUUGGUUCAAUAUUUAUAAUAGAAAAAAAAUUAAAAUUGGAUUUCGUGCCUCUGA
Molecule: messenger RNA, 5428 nt
Organism: Pseudopipra pipra
Lineage: Eukaryota; Metazoa; Chordata; Aves; Passeriformes; Pipridae
Gene: RASGRP1
Product: RAS guanyl releasing protein 1
Exons: 17
Coding region: 102-2459 (785 amino acids)
Biological process (GO): Ras protein signal transduction; positive regulation of GTPase activity
Cellular component (GO): plasma membrane
Molecular function (GO): calcium ion binding; guanyl-nucleotide exchange factor activity
Source: RefSeq, a predicted model, not a curated record